AUGUCGACGAAUUCCCUAGUGGCAGCCUAUGCCUCUGAUUCGGACUCGGACGAUGCGCCAUCGACGGCGCCAGAGAAGCUAGACGCCACACCGAAGGCAGAAGCGCCGGAGCCCGGCUUCCAAAUGGGACUCCCAGCCCCGAAAUAUGCCCAUCGUGCGACGGUUCGGCGGCAAAUCAAGGUUGAGGCAGCCCCGGACUUGGCGCCCGAGCCGCCAGCCCCAGCGACCAAGAGGCCUCGUAUGGAUGCCUCAGAUGCUCGCUCGCACUCUCUCCUCAGUAUGCUACCCGAGCCGCAGCGAAAAGAGCCACUGCGGAGACCUGUGGACACUGACGCGCCCAAGGAGACAGCCGUGGACGACGACGUCCGCUUAGUCGUUCAUGAUACAGGCGAAACGAAAGAGAAAAAAGGGAACGAAGAUUUUCGCGCCAUGCUGGGGCUCAAGCCAAAGACACAGAAACCUGCCGCUAGCAAGGCACCGGUCGUCAUCCAAGCCCCUCCGCCUGCCCAGCCUACGGCGACUAAGGAAAAAGCGCCACAGGCGCCUACGUAUACCCUUUCCCUAUCAGCUGCACCUGAAGUGCACGAGCGAGUGCACGAGCCGCAGCCCGAGCCGCAGCCGGCGUCCUACCCGGGCUGGAAGCAAGAUGCCGACGGCGGUUGGUACCCUGUCACGCCGGAAGCCCAUGCUCAAUACGCCGCAUGGGCGAACUAUGCGCAGCAGCAAGCAGAAGCUGCGGCUCUGUCACAAGUGCCUGCGAAGGCACCUCUGGCCGACUUCGACGUGGCCGCCGAGAUGCAGCGUGCCGCACCAUCGCGCCCGGCACAAACGCCGCCGCCCAAGCCUGAGCGUGAGAAUCUCGUAUCGGAGAAGCUCCGCACUGACAAGUUCACCAACAUGCGCGCUCGGACCCGCGGACAGCUGACUUCGCUCCUCGCCAUGGCGCAUGAGAACCGGCCUAUGCUAGAGGAGAAGUGGGCGCAAGGGAAGAGCAAAAUGCGCGAGAACAAGAAGCGGUACGGAUUCUGA
Malassezia sympodialis ATCC 42132 is the source of this 1029-nucleotide messenger RNA. Its product is annotated as PRCC domain-containing protein. Lineage: Eukaryota; Fungi; Basidiomycota; Malasseziomycetes; Malasseziales; Malasseziaceae. The record is from RefSeq and is a predicted model, not a curated record.